UUCAUAUAUGUUUGUAUGCGUUCAGGUUUAGUUUACGCUUAAUCUAUUGAAUCUAUUUGUAUUUAUUUCUGUUGGGAGUAUUUAUUGAUUAUAUUCUCUUCUAAUUUAUGUGAUUUUAGAUUCACUGGUACAAUGGUUCAACCCACGACAUUGAAAAGGCGACACACUCUGAAAGACACCAAUUUGAUUUGUCUAGUCAAAAAGAUUAGGGAUGCCAAUGUUCCUAAGCAGUAUGCUAGGGUGACGUCCUCACAGCCUCUAGAAACCAUGAGUGCGGAGAACAUAAAGUCAGUGUUCAAGGAACUGACAGGGGAGGAGCUGGGAGAAGUUCUUACUAUGGCAGACAGAGAUGACACACAAGGCAACGCUCGCCUGGCACUGCACUCCGCAGUUAUACUUGCGAACGAGAUUGGGGCGCCUAAAGGUCAACAGCUGGCUGAGGAGCAGGAUGGCCCCGCGCCGAUGAAGAGGCAGAAGACAGGAGGUCAGGACAUGGAAGAACGAGUGGAUGACCUGAAAAAGAAAGCAAGGCUGCUGGCACUUCAAAAAGAGCCUUCAGAGGCGUUGAUACUAUUAACUUUAGAGGAACUGGCGUCGGUUUCCCGCCGCCAUUCCUAUGCUGACGCGGAGACUGUUGAGGAAUUAUAUCGUCAGGCCUCUAGACACCAGGGGGAGGUGAAUAUUGCGGCAUUAUGUUUGUCUGUCCUUAAUAAACAAGCUUCAGACCUGGUGUCUAAGGCUCUGGCAAAAUGUCUCAAAACUAAGGAAGUUGAGAAGCAAGAUGCCCCGAAAGAGUCUUCUCCACUUGCAGGUUUAUAUCCUCAGAUGCCACAGGCUCAGUGGCCGAUGUUACCUCCUGCACAUACGGGAUUCGGCUAUCCGUAUUCUUUCGGCCAUACAUUUAGACCUAGGUAUAAACCAAGAGGGGGAAGGUCUCCUUUCCGUCCGAGGGGUGCUUGCCUGUUCUGUGACUCUACGGAGCAUCAGGUUAAAGACUGUAUGCUCAUGAAGAGAGCUAAACAGAAGAACUGAAUCAAUACAACUAGUAGUCAUAUAGUCACACAGUUGUAUUAUGU
Messenger RNA from Mercenaria mercenaria, 1076 nucleotides. RefSeq lists its product as uncharacterized. The transcript has 3 exons. The record is from RefSeq and is a predicted model, not a curated record. Bases 133 to 1032 code for a protein of 299 amino acids. Lineage: Eukaryota; Metazoa; Mollusca; Bivalvia; Venerida; Veneridae.